CUUCAAUUCGAAACGAGGUACUCCCGGAAUCACGCAAUCAAUAUUAAUUGCAUUCAAGAAGCCGUCCCAGAAAACAUCUAUCAUGGCUACGACCUCUCCCCCUUACCACCCUCGUGUCGGCAUAGCGGCCCUGAUCCGCGAUUCGCAGGGCCGAUUUAUUAUGGGGAAGCGGAAGGGCAGCCACGGCGCGGGUACUUGGCAGUUCCCCGGCGGCCACUUGGAAAUGGGCGAAUCGCUGCUGGAGUGCGCGGAGCGCGAGACGCUGGAGGAGACGGGGCUCCGUGUUAAAGCCCUGCGUGUCGCGGCUACGACGAACUCUGUCUUCGACCCGGAGACUAAGCACUAUGUCACGGUGUUCGUGGAGUGUCGGAGGGAGAAUGAGGAUGAUCAACCGGAGCUCCUGGAACCGGAGAAGUGCGAGAACUGGGACUGGAUCAGUUGGGAUCAGGUGCGGCAAUGGGUCGAGCAUCAUGAUGACAAUGUCACACCAGAAUGGGCGCAGAAUAAGUGUUUCAUGCCUAUCAUAGCGUUGGUAAACGAUUAUCCGAACCUCGGUUCUUCUAGCCCAUAAGGCGAAAUUGAGCAGGAUGAGUAGGUAAUAUCAAUGAGGCCGGGAAGCAAUGACUCCUAGGGGGAUUAUUCCACAUAACCGGCAGUCUUAAU
Molecule: messenger RNA, 663 nt
Organism: Daldinia vernicosa
Lineage: Eukaryota; Fungi; Ascomycota; Sordariomycetes; Xylariales; Hypoxylaceae
Product: NUDIX hydrolase domain-like protein
Exons: 3
Coding region: 83-571 (162 amino acids)
Biological process (GO): dGTP catabolic process
Cellular component (GO): cytosol
Molecular function (GO): 8-oxo-7,8-dihydrodeoxyguanosine triphosphate pyrophosphatase activity
Source: RefSeq, a predicted model, not a curated record